Messenger RNA from Seminavis robusta, 597 nucleotides. Lineage: Eukaryota; Bacillariophyta; Bacillariophyceae; Naviculales; Naviculaceae. The record is from the annotation of a GenBank genome assembly.
AUGACAUUCCCACAGCAACCGCAAUCUCCCCCAACUGUCGACCGAAAGCGCCCUGGUCUGCUGUUGGAUAUUGCCUCUGUAACUCCUGCCCCUGCAUCUCCUGGCAAACGCAUGAGAAUGGCCAUGGACGUUCCCGCGGCCCCAAGACCAGCCCAGUAUGCUCCACUGUUGCUGACUCCAAGAGCCAGUGGCAACAGUGCACUCUUCAUGCCGACCUUGCCUGAUGAAGAUGACCUCAUCGGCAUGACUCCUCAAGGCAACCCUCUCCCCUCUCCUCCUCGACUCAAGAGACGCCUUCGUGCUUCUAGUUCCUUCAUGGAGGAGGACGCCACCGUCGGAUACAUGGACUGUCCUGUGGUUCCUAUGGUUGAUGUUAUUGCUGAUGAUGCUGAUCAGACAGAGCAACCACUGCCAAGAAUCUUCUUUCCUCCUUCACCUUCCAACAACGAGCCCGCUGUGUUGAAGUCAUUGCCAGCACUUUUACCCAAAGAGAGCACCCUUGGCUUGACAAACAACCACCAAGAUUGUUUUCCUAUGCUCAGGCCAAAGAGGACCCACAUCAAGAGACGUUCCUCCUUGAGUGCCCGGUCAGCCUAA